GAGAGAAAACGUAGGAGACAAGUGAUUAUAGAAAAUUGAACAAAUAAUUUGUGUCUGCUGGUCCGACUUUAUCAAUGUAAAAAUUUGCGAAAAAUGUACAAUAAUCUCACUCGAAAUUGAAAACGUUUAUACAUUUACAGUCUUAAUCGAAUAAGAAGUUAAUACGUCAAGAGUGGUAAAAGUUAAUCUCAAAACCAAAGAAAAUUUUACGAAAGGGAUACGCAAUUAGCAAAAAUUUACAAAUACAAAAGUACAAAUUGAGUUAUUCGUCAUCAUAAUUCGCGUUUAAAAGGAAAAAUUUACGCAUUUGUGAUUUAAACUACAUUAAAUAUUAUCAAACUUAUAAUCAAAAAGGCCAAGGCAUCGCCAAAAAAAGAAAAAUCUUUAAAACAACAACACAGGCAGGUGGUGAUUAUCUAUAAGGAGACCACAGCAACGCUAACGCGGAGGCAAUCUUUUAAUCGGAGUCGGUGUUACAGCGUAAAAAAGACCCAAAGAUGUCUUCGGCACCUUACAACUACAACUAUAUCUUUAAGUACAUAAUCAUCGGUGAUAUGGGAGUAGGCAAAUCAUGCCUGCUGCAUCAGUUCACAGAAAAGAAAUUCAUGGCGAAUUGUCCUCACACAAUUGGCGUGGAGUUCGGCACACGUAUCAUUGAGGUAGAUGAUAAGAAAAUCAAAUUGCAAAUUUGGGACACUGCGGGACAGGAGCGUUUUCGCGCAGUAACACGUUCGUACUAUCGUGGUGCUGCUGGUGCGCUUAUGGUUUAUGAUAUAACAAGAAGAUCCACUUACAAUCAUCUCAGCAGUUGGCUAACAGACACACGCAAUCUCACAAAUCCGAAUACUGUGAUCUUUUUAAUUGGCAACAAAUCAGACCUGGAGAGCACACGCGAAGUAACCUAUGAAGAGGCCAAAGAGUUUGCUGACGAAAAUGGUCUGAUGUUUUUGGAAGCCAGCGCCAUGAGUGGUCAAAAUGUGGAAGAAGCAUUUCUCGAAACAGCACGUAAAAUAUAUCAAAACAUACAAGAGGGCCGUCUCGAUUUGAAUGCUUCCGAAUCGGGCGUACAACAUCGACCUUCACAACCGGGACGAACUUCGCUAACAAACGAAGCACCUAAUACGAAAGAUCAAUGUUCAUGUUAAAUUCGCAUUUUUUUCAUUCACGUUACUUUCCUCUUUUUUGUGUAUUAUGAUAUUUCCCCCCUUUCUAAUAUUAAGUUUAAUUAUAACGAGGCAAAAUGAUGUGUAAAAACAAAACAAUUGCUAUUAUCUAAGUAAAAAAUUAUAUAUAUACAUAAAUGAUAAUUAUUACAAAAAUAUAUAUACAUACAUAUAUAUAUAAAUAUACAGAGGUUUAUAAAUUAGUAAACGUAAUAUCGAACAAUUUGUAGCGAAUUAUAAACAGUUGGCAAUGCUGAGUAUGUAAUAUGAAAAUUAGUAUUGUUUAAAACAAAAACAAAUAUUAAAGCGUGUAUGCGCAUUAUAGAAAACUGUGUAUUUCAAUAUAUCUACAAACAUACAACUGUGUGCGUGUAUAGAAAUCUAAUUAAGAAAUUCCCAAACUCACUUUUAGCCAAUAUGCAAUUUAAUUGAUUUCUAUAUUUUUUUUUU
Messenger RNA from Bactrocera dorsalis (oriental fruit fly), 1613 nucleotides. RefSeq names its product ras-related protein Rab-14 (gene Rab14). Lineage: Eukaryota; Metazoa; Arthropoda; Insecta; Diptera; Tephritidae. Gene Ontology annotation, cellular component: recycling endosome; phagocytic vesicle; trans-Golgi network. The coding region runs from base 498 to 1145 and encodes 215 amino acids. Gene Ontology annotation, biological process: Golgi to endosome transport; endocytic recycling; phagosome maturation. The record is from RefSeq and is a predicted model, not a curated record. The transcript has 5 exons. Gene Ontology annotation, molecular function: GTP binding; GTPase activity.